AUGGGGUUAAAAGCAGUUCAUUUCGGUGCUGGAAAUAUUGGUCGAGGUUUUGUUGCUGAAUUUCUUCACAAAUCCGGAUAUGAAGUUGUCUUCUGCGAUGUCAUGGAUAGCAUUAUUCAAAAAUUGCAAACGACUCCUUCAUAUAAAGUGAUUCAGGUUGGAGCCGAGGGAACAAGCGAAGAAAUCAUCACCAACUACCGUGCGAUCAACUCGAAAACACAUGAGGCCGAUGUUAUUGAGGAGAUUCGAACCGCUGAUGUUGUGACAUGUUCUGUUGGUCCCAACAUUCUUAAGUUCAUUGCACCUGUCAUCGCUAAGGGUAUCGAUGGCCGAUCCAACGAUGCUACCCCGAUUGCUGUCAUUGCUUGCGAGAAUGCAAUCGGUGCAACUGAUACUCUCGCCAAUCACGUCAAAGGCGACCAUACCCCCGAACAUCGUCUUGAUGAUCACCACGAGCGAGCACGCUAUGCCAACUCUGCCAUCGAUCGUAUCGUUCCCGCUCAAGAUCCCGAUGCAGGACUCGAUGUCAAGCUUGAGAAAUUCUACGAAUGGGUUGUUGAUCGCUCACCUUUCCAUGAUCACGCACCUCCAGCGAUUAACGGUAUCAAGUGGGUUGAUGACUUAAUACCAUAUAUUGAGCGUAAGCUCUUCACCGUCAACACUGGACACGCAGCUGCUGCAUACCACGGAUACUACCAUCAGAAAACCACAGUUUAUGAUGCUCUACAAGACCCUAAGAUUCUUAAAGAAGUCCACAUGGCGUUGGAGGAGACAAGUAUAUUAAUUGUGGGAAAGCACGGCAUUGAAGAGCAGGAACAAAAGGACUAUGUCGAAAAGAUCAUUGCCCGAAUUGGGAACCCGCAUCUAGAAGAUGCAGUAGAAAGAGUUGGUCGUGCACCCUUGCGCAAAUUGAGUCGAAAAGAAAGAUUUAUUGCCCCAGCAGCUGAACUUGCAGAAGAAGGAAAGGAAUUUGGUGCACUAUUAGACGCUGCUGAGAUGGCUUUCCGUUUCCAGAAUGUUGAAGGCGAUGAAGAAUCCAAGGAGUUGGCUAAGAUCAUGUCGGAAAACUCACCCGAACAAGUUGUGGAGAAAGUCUGCGGAUUACAAUCUGAUCACCCACUAUUCCCUCACGUGGUAGCGGUCGUGAAGAAGGUUCAGGCUGAUGAGUAG
This is a messenger RNA of Sclerotinia borealis F-4128, 1170 nucleotides long. The record is from the annotation of a GenBank genome assembly. Lineage: Eukaryota; Fungi; Ascomycota; Leotiomycetes; Helotiales; Sclerotiniaceae.